AUGCCAGCAGAGGAGGGAAAAAAGCUCUGGGAGCUAAUUCUUGAACAAUUUGAUGAUCUCCUUGUUAAAAUUCUUUUACUCGCCGCAAUAAUUUCAUUUGUCCUCGCUUUAUUUGAAGAACAUGAUGACCAAACGAGUGCUGUUACGGCUUUUGUGGAACCUUUUGUUAUUUUGCUCAUUUUGAUUGCAAAUGCAACUGUUGGGGUUUGGCAGGAAAGGAAUGCUGAAAGUGCAAUUGAAGCACUUAAAGAAUAUGAACCCGAAAUGGCUAAAGUAAUACGUUCUGGAAAGCAUGGAAUUCAAAUGAUUCGAGCUAAAGAACUUGUUCCAGGGGAUGUUGUUGAAGUUUCAGUUGGUGACAAAAUCCCAGCAGACCUUCGCCUCGUCAAAAUUUAUUCUACAACAAUCAGAAUUGACCAAUCUAUUCUUACUGGAGAAUCUGUUUCUGUUAUUAAAAAUUUGGACACUGUGCCUGAUCCGAGGGCUGUAAAUCAGGACAAGAAAAAUUGCCUUUUUUCGGGUACAAACGUUGCUUCUGGUAAAGCUCGUGGAAUUGUUUUUGGAACUGGUUUAAAUACAGAAAUUGGAAAAAUCAGGACAGAAAUAACUGAAACGGAAUCUGAUAAGACUCCUUUACAGCAAAAGUUGGAUGAGUUUGGGGAACAACUUUCUAAGGUUAUUUCAAUAAUUUGUAUUGCUGUCUGGGCUAUCAAUAUUGGACAUUUCAAUGACCCAGCACAUGGUGGUUCUUGGUUAAAAGGAGCAAUUUAUUACUUCAAAAUUGCUGUUGCCCUUGCCGUUGCAGCUAUCCCUGAAGGCCUUCCAGCAGUAAUUACAACCUGUCUAGCUUUAGGAACUCGUAGAAUGGCUAAAAAGAAUGCAAUUGUUCGUUCACUUCCUUCAGUCGAAACUUUGGGUUGCACAUCGGUUAUUUGUUCUGAUAAAACUGGAACUUUGACAACAAAUCAAAUGUCGGUGUCAAAAAUGUUUAUUGUGGAGGGAGCGCGUGGAGAUCAAAUUAGCUUCAGUGAAUAUUCAAUAACUGGUUCUACUUACGAGCCUCAAGGUCAAAUUCUCCAUAGUGGCAUUCAAAUUAAUUGUGCCUCUGAUGAUCACAAAGCUUUAACUGAAUUGGCAACAAUUUGCUCAAUGUGUAAUGAUUCUUCUGUUGAUUAUAAUGAGACUAAACAUGCUUACGAAAAAGUUGGAGAGGCAACCGAAACAGCUUUAGUCGUUCUUGUUGAAAAAAUGAAUGUUUAUGAUACACCGAAAGGCGGACUUUCACCUCGGGACAUUGGAAAUGUUUGCAAUCGAGUAAUUCAACAAAAAUGGCAAAAAGAAUUUACUUUGGAAUUUUCUCGUGACAGAAAGUCAAUGUCUGUCUUUUGUGUUCCAACAGUUUCUAAUUCUGGUGCUCGGAUGUUUGUUAAGGGUGCUCCAGAAGGUGUUCUUUCCCGUUGUACUCAUGUUCGAAUUGGUGACCAAAAAGUUCCACUUACCCCUGCAAUGACUCAAAAAAUUGUUCAACAUUGUGUUAAAUAUGGAACUGGGCAAGAUACUUUACGUUGUUUGGCUCUUGGAACAGUUGAUGAACCGCCAACACCGAAUGCUAUGAACUUGGAGGACUCUACUAAAUUUGGUGAAUAUGAACGUAACAUAACUUUUGUUGGUGUUGUUGGAAUGUUAGACCCUCCACGUCAAGAAGUUGCUCUUUCAAUUCGUGAAUGUUUUCAUGCUGGGAUUCGUGUUAUUAUGAUAACUGGAGACAAUAAAAACACUGCAGAAGCUAUUGGACGUAGAAUUGGUCUUUUUGGAGAAAAUGAAGACACUACAGGAUUGUCUUAUACUGGAAGAGAAUUUGAUGAUCUCUCGCCAGAACAGCAAAGUCAAGCAUGUAAAAGAGCCAAACUUUUUGCUCGUGUAGAGCCUGCACAUAAAUCUAAGGUUUUUAAUUUUGUUUAUAAUUCGAGGGGAUUAAUUGUGUUAAAAGUUGGCGGUUUUGGGAAAUUUCCGGAUAUCCGAAACGAAAUUCGAACCAGAGAUGCACGAAAAUUUUUCGUUUUGUGUUCCCUCUUCUUUUUUAGCUUUAAGGAGAAUAUGAAUUUUCUUCCGCUUCUUUUCUUUUCCUUCCUACCUAUAGGCAUUUAUUUUUGUACACAAACGAAAUCUUUGUCAUCUCGGAUUCGAGCCUUCAUUGUUGAAUAUCUCCAAUCUCAUGGUGAAAUAACGGCAAUGACUGGUGAUGGUGUUAACGAUGCGCCAGCACUUAAGAAAGCAGAAAUUGGUAUUGCAAUGGGUUCCGGUACUGCUGUAGCUAAAAGUGCGGCUGAAAUGGUUUUGGCUGAUGAUAAUUUUGCUACAAUAGUAGCUGCUGUUGAGGAAGGCCGUGCAAUUUAUAACAACAUGAAACAAUUUAUUAGAUAUUUAAUUUCUUCAAAUAUUGGUGAAGUUGUUUCAAUUUUCUUGGUUGCUGCACUUGGAAUUCCUGAGGCUUUAAUCCCAGUACAACUUCUUUGGGUCAACUUAGUAACUGAUGGUUUGCCAGCAACCGCAUUAGGCUUUAAUCCUCCCGAUUUGGAUAUUAUGGAUCGCCAGCCACGUUCAGCCUCUGAAUCUUUAAUUUCUAAAUGGCUUUUCUUCCGUUAUAUGGCUAUUGGAACUUAUGUUGGAUGUGCCACAGUUGCUGCAUCAAUGUGGUGGUUCUUAAUUUACGAGGAUGGCCCUCAAGUAAGUUAUUAUCAAUUAACACAUUGGAUGCGUUGUGAUAUUGAACCUGAAAACUUUGAUGACCUUGACUGUUCUGUGUUUAUGGAUAAUCAUCCUAAUGCUAUGGCACUUUCUGUUUUGGUGACAAUUGAAAUGUUGAAUGCUGUGAAUAGGUGAGGAAGAGAGGGGGAUUUAAAUAUGGCCGAGUUUUUUGUUUUUCAUUUUUUGAAAAUCCUGUUUAAAAUUAGAAUCGUUCGCAUUUAUUCGGUUUCUUGUUUUUAUUCUUACCCCCAGAAAUCACACUUGAAAACUUU
Meloidogyne enterolobii is the source of this 3020-nucleotide messenger RNA. NCBI's taxonomy places the organism in Eukaryota, Metazoa, Nematoda, Chromadorea, Rhabditida, Meloidogynidae. The record is from the annotation of a GenBank genome assembly.